Molecule: messenger RNA, 2547 nt
Organism: Haliotis rufescens (red abalone)
Lineage: Eukaryota; Metazoa; Mollusca; Gastropoda; Lepetellida; Haliotidae
Product: mucin-2-like
Exons: 1
Coding region: 35-1828 (597 amino acids)
Source: RefSeq, a predicted model, not a curated record
GAUACCUAGGACUAUUGCCACUACAACAACGCCGAUGACAAGUAUGACGACACCAAUCACUACAACAACAACGCCGAUGGCAAGUAUGACAACAACCCCCACUACAACAACGCCGAUGACAAGUAUGACGACACCAACCCCCACUACAACAACGUCGAUGGCAAGUAUGACAACAACCACUACUACAACAACGCUGAUGACAAGUAUGACCACACCAAGCACCACUACAACAACGCUGAUGACAAGUAUGGCCACACUUACCCCCACUACAACAACGCUGAUGACAAGUAUGACCACACUUACCCCCACUACAACAACGCUGAUGACAAGUAUGACGACAACAACCUCCACUACAACAACGCUGAUGGCAAGUAUGACAACAGCCACCACCACAACAACGCCGAUAACAAAUAUGACGACAACAACCACCACUACAACAACGCCGAUGACAAGUAAGACGACAACAACCACCACUACAACAACGCUAAUGACAAGUAUGACAACAACCACCACUACAACAACGCCGAUGGCAAGUACGACAACAACCACUACUACAACAACGCUGAUGGCAGAUAUAACGACAACAAUCCCCACUACAACAACGCCGAUGACAAGUAUUACAACAACCACCACUACAACAACGUCGAUGGCAAGUAUGACAACAACAACCACUACAACAACGCCGAUGACAAGUAUUAUGACAACAACCCCCACUACAACAAUGUCGAUGGCAAGUAUGACAACAACCACUUCUACAACAACGCUGAUGGCAGAUAUAACGACAACAGCCACCACCAUAACAACGCCGAUAACACGUAUGACGACAACAACCCCCACUACAACAACGCCGAUGACAAGUAUGACGACAACAACCACCAUUACAACAACGUCGAUGGCAAGUGUAACGACAGCGACCACUACUACAACAACGCUGAUGGCAGAUAUAACGACAACGGCAGGCACUACUACAACAACGCCUACAGAGACAACAACUGUUGCAACAACAGACACGCCAGAGACACUUGAAACACCAGGUAUAAUCUUAACACAACCGACAUCAGGAGCACCAGGGACGACUACAAGGAAUACAACAAUAGAAGACCCGGAAUCCUCAACUGAAGACAAUGAAGGAUAUACACCAUCCAUGGCGGGAACAGCAACCACAGGAAAAUCAAAAUCUGACUUAACCACAACAGAAACAGCAUCUUCAACACAAGGAAAGUAUCUACAAGAUGCACCACGGGAAUCAACAAGUAUUAGGUUUGGUGAUCUGUCAACAUCAGGAACUACUGCAACUGGACAACUUUCAGUUUUAAGUUCUGGGGCGCCAGAUUUCAUUGGGGAAACUUCUUCAGCAACAUCAGAGACACCAACAUCGGACGACAACGUCAGCAAUGGAAUUGCAUUGUCAGCAUCUCAGUCGCCGGACAAGGAGGAGACCCAAAUAAUUCUCGCGACUACUUCUACCAGCGCCCUCUCUUCCAGUACGUUCCGGCCGACGGUGGACACAAACUCUAUGUCCAGGUGCGACUGUUGCGCCGCGUGGAAAGAGUUCCUGAACAGAAACGUGUCACUGGGCAGCUUCAGUCUCGAUGACCUCGUAGUUUACAAGAAGAAGAAGUUACAAACAGUAGAUGACAAGCGUUUAUCUGCACGUAGCAUUGGGGGCAGUGCUGUUGCGAUGUUGGUGAUGAGCUUUCUCACAAUUGUCGUGUUGGACGCCAGUAAACUGUUUCAUGACUUCCGUCAGAUGUACAAACAUUUGAGAGAGUCCUUUCAUCCCCAAAACGUGAUAGACAUUCAAGACAAUCGCGUUCAUGAUGCAUAGUUGUGACACCAACAGAUUCUGCAUCACCACACACAGAUGCAGUCCCUUUACAGGUCAUAGUCACUACAGUGAACUAGACAAGAUACUAUUAUGGAUAAUUUUGGCCACUAAUCUGACAACCGCAUGACUUUCUGGCGCCGGACUCUAUGUGAUGGCUGAAUAGAGCUCAAACGAUGUAGUUUAUUGUGAUUCCGUACAGGAGAAAGUCCAUAAGUUCUAUGUUGGAUUAAUCGAUCUAAGUUAAAAAAUAUUCAUAAACAACUUCUCCUCUUCCCCAUCCCCCCAUCCGUCUUAAGCCCGUGAUGUUUACAACCAACAACACUUCGAACCCGAAUAUAACUUUGGGGAGGCAUUUUAUAUCGAUUAUUUUUAUGUCCAUGAGGAAUUUUUGUUAGAGAAGACAGAAUAUUGUUAUCGGCCACGGCUUCGAAACGUACCAUUGUUUUUCUGUUUCUCUGACAGAAGGAGCUUAAUAUCAUUAUUAUUCACAACGCAUUUUUGUUUUGUGUAACGGAUUUAUCUUCAACAAAAAAAACACCUUUAUCAAAAAAUGAUAGCUUGUCCUACCCCCAUGAGUAGUGUAAUAAGGUGUAAUUUUGUCCUAAACCAUUAUAGUUAAACCACACAAGCGCGUAAUUCAAAAAUUAUACUUUAUCGCAGGGUAAAAAUAGGCGCCUUUAAAAUCUUAGAAUAAUUUAUAAUUUCGUAUUUUACGUCAU